UUGACUCUUCCUCUACACUCAUACUCCCGUUCCCGCUGGUAGACUGCGGGAGAGUACUCGUAUAUCAUAGCAUUCCAUUGUCCUACAGUGAACGUACCAGACAACGGAGAUACCGGCUGCAAGUAUGUCGAGCAGCACCGCAAUCGCCAUCCCGCAGCGCCGCAGGAAGCAGAGCCGCGGCGGCUCCAGCGCGAACGCCUCGCCCGCGACCAACAGCUUCGAAUACGGCAGCUACGGCAGCGUGAGGGGGGACGACAGUGCAGCGAGCCCGAAGGCGGGCGCCGAGCGCAGGCCCAGCUUGAUGUCGCCCGCGUUUUCCCACGCUGAGCACACGGUGGUUAACAUUGGCAACUCGGAUAUGCCGCGGCUGAUUACGUGCGUCAAGGCGUCGCAGGGCUUCGACUGGAAUCAGGAAAUCUUCCUCCCGAGCUACGCCAACUUCGACUUCGACGACCUCGAGCGCAAGCAGGAUCCUGUGCAGGAGAUUGUGGUUACGGAUGAGGAGAGGGAGAAGAUGUUUCCUUCGUAACAACAUGCUGCAUCUUAUGGAAGGACUUGCAUGCAAGAGGCGCUAUUGUACACGGAACGGAGCGUAUAGGAUUGGAUUGGGUGGCCGACGUCUUGCAUACGGCAUGGGCGGCGUGCCACCAUCGGGGUUUGGAUACUUGUGCUUUUGAUUGGGAU
Molecule: messenger RNA, 684 nt
Organism: Paraphaeosphaeria sporulosa
Lineage: Eukaryota; Fungi; Ascomycota; Dothideomycetes; Pleosporales; Didymosphaeriaceae
Exons: 4
Coding region: 125-529 (134 amino acids)
Source: RefSeq, a predicted model, not a curated record